This is a messenger RNA of Erigeron canadensis, 1336 nucleotides long. Its product is annotated as gibberellin 3-beta-dioxygenase 1-like. Bases 117 to 1223 code for a protein of 368 amino acids. Gene Ontology annotation, biological process: response to light stimulus; gibberellin biosynthetic process. The record is from RefSeq and is a predicted model, not a curated record. Lineage: Eukaryota; Viridiplantae; Streptophyta; Magnoliopsida; Asterales; Asteraceae. The transcript has 2 exons. Gene Ontology annotation, molecular function: gibberellin 3-beta-dioxygenase activity.
GAGAGAGAGAGAGAGAGAGCGAGCGAGCUAGCUAGCUCAUUAAAUAAUUAAUUACCACAAUUAACUACAAAGCCAAUCAGCUGGUGGAUCGGAGGUACGUACUUUGAAAUUAAACCAUGAUAAGUGAUGAUCAGAAGCAUUAUUAUUUAGACUUAAACUCUAUGAAAGAGUUGCCCGAGUCGCAUGCAUGGUUAUCCCAAGCAGAUGGCUGCUUGCCCCCUUGUAGUAGUGAUCAUCAUCUAGCUAUAGUUGAUGUGCCUGUGAUUGACCUCAAAGAAGAUCCAAACGCCAUGAAACUGAUAGGCCAUGCAUGCAAAACAUGGGGCGUGUUCCAGAUCACCAACCAUGGCGUCCCCUUGGAUCUUGUUCAAGAAAUGGAGUCUGCUGGUCGGAAUCUUUUCUCGCUUCCUAUUCAACAAAAGCUCAAAGCUGCGCGUGCUCCCGAUGGCGGCGUUUCUGGCUAUGGGGUUGCCAGGAUAUCGUCGUUUUUCCCUAAACUUAUGUGGUCAGAAGGGUUCACCAUCAUUGGAUCCCCUAAUGAACAUGCUCGUAAACUUUGGCCCAACCGUUAUCAUAACUUCUGUGAUGUAAUAGAAGAAUAUAAAGAGGAGAUGAAUAAAUUAGCUCAAGAACUCAUGUCCUUAAUGUUGGGAUCAUUAGGCGUGACAAUGGAAGAUGUAAAAUGGGCUGCAGCUGGCGGCUCACAAGGAUCCACAUCUCGGCCGGGCGGGGCUUUGCAAUUAAAUUCAUACCCAGCUUGUCCAGAUCCAGAUCGAGCCAUGGGUCUAGCGGCUCACACCGAUUCAACCCUCUUAACCAUCCUACACCAAAACAAUACAAGUGGACUUCAGGCUCACAAGGAAGGAACCGGGUGGGUCACCAUCCCACCCAUACCCGGUGCACUUGUAGUCAAUGUAGGUGAUCUCCUUCAUAUACUAUCCAACGGUUUGUAUCCAAGCGUACUCCACCGAGCCAUGGUGAACCGAACACAACAUCGUUUCUCCGUGGCUUACCUUUAUGGCCCACCACCAAAUGUUCAAAUCUCUCCUCUUUCAAAACUCAUAGACCAAGUUCACCCUCCUCUUUACCGAGCAGUGACGUGGAGCGAGUAUCUUGGCACCAAGGCAAAACACUUUAACAAGGCGUUGUCUUCCGUUCGUGUAUGCGCACCGUUGAAUGGAUUUGCGGAUGCCAACGAUCACAACCGUGUACAGGUUGGUUGAAAGUGUUAGUUUAAUUAUGCUACACCUUUUUGUCAAUAAAUCGAUCGAGGAUAACUUUGUAAGCAAGGAGAGAGUGCUACUAUAAUUAGUAAAAAGCUAGUAAUGUUCUUUUU